AAUUCUUCUCAUUUUUCAUCUGAAUCACCAGAUGGCCAUCCAUAUCUGCGGUGCAAUCCUCCACAGUCCCCACUACGUUUCCAUUCGUCUGGUGCAUGUAUGCUACGAAUCGAACCACGCAUUCAAUAAUUUAGUUUCUGGAGAAAUCUACGGAAAUAAUAUCCACAUUGGAGAUUGCGGAGAAGCCAGGAGAGUCCAUAGAAAAUUGAGCAGUAGAGACAGAGCUUGUUCGUGGUUGAGGGAGCAAUGGCGGAGGCGUGGAGAGUGAAGUGGGCAGUAGUGGUGGCGCUGCUGAUGGGGAGUUUGUUCCUGUGGAGAGAGGGGGCAGCGGACAGCACCAUCCAGAACUUGUCAAAGGCAACCAUGUCGGUGAACAGCCACAUUUUGGAUACCGGCGACACUGUAACCAUAGCCAUCUCCAGUCGGGACAGCGUCACCUCUAUCGACUUGGCCUACACUAAGAACAUAACGGGAGUCUCCAUCAAGAACAACAAAGAGUAUUUUGUGGUGGAAAACCGGGCCGGCACCGAGGCCCUUCAGGAGGGCCAGUUGGUGGCGACUCUGGAUCUUGUAGAAGCCAAGAUCAUCGAAAGUGCUUUUUGACUCAAUCCCUCACAUCAUGUCUUACAAUAUUAUGGAUGAUCAACUACUGGUAUCAGAUAUCAAAUUUAUAAAAUUUAUUACCACCAUCACGCAAUCGACGAAAAAAACAGAAAGAAGUGACAAGUAGAGUAAGAGAAUAAAAAGAAAAGUAGUAGUGAUGUUACAACACAAUGAAAGAAGUCACUAUUAGAUGCAGGAGAGGAUAUUAUUAUUAUAGGGUUCGUGUGGUAAGGGAGUUCAUCCCUAGACGUUGGUACGCACCUGAAUCUGGUGACAUUGAUACUCCAGUCUUCAGGUCAUACAUUCAUAAGAUCAACGAAUCAAUAAAACUAACUGAAUUGCAUCACC
This is a messenger RNA of Physcomitrium patens, 951 nucleotides long. RefSeq lists its product as uncharacterized. Lineage: Eukaryota; Viridiplantae; Streptophyta; Bryopsida; Funariales; Funariaceae. The record is from RefSeq and is a predicted model, not a curated record.